Molecule: messenger RNA, 535 nt
Organism: Lolium rigidum
Lineage: Eukaryota; Viridiplantae; Streptophyta; Magnoliopsida; Poales; Poaceae
Exons: 2
Coding region: 161-535 (124 amino acids)
Source: RefSeq, a predicted model, not a curated record
CAAAAUUUCCAAAUCAUCCGUGCUCUUUCCUUUCCCCUUCUUCUUCCUCUUCCUCCGGCCCCCUCCACUUCCGUGCGCACCAAAACCAUGGCCGUCCCUUCCACCUGACACCCAAAUCCAUGAGAACCCCCGCGCCACAACCCGAUCUCGCCGCCCGAGGAUGUCCCAGCCUGACGUGGUCUACAGCUGUGGAUCCUGUGCAUAUCCUCUAAAUCUUUCAUCUUCUAACAGAAGGACAUCUGACGUAGGAUCCUCAUACCAAAAAUCUCUGAAGAAGGGCCUGAUUUCGUUCAUUUCUGUUGAUCUCAGCCGAUUUACUGAAGUAGACGAGAUAUCUUGUGUUCCUUUCCUGGCCUGGCGUAGCUAUCGGCCAAAAACUAAGCUUCUCUGCCGAAAAUGUGGAUCAUCUAUCGGCUAUGGAUAUGGUGAACCAGCUGUUUUGUGUAGUUUUGAUCCAGCAAGUUCUUCCUCUGGUACAUCCCAAACAUAUUUAAUAAAGAUCCAGGCUAUCCAACCUUCAGAGAGUACUCAAUAA